AUGAGAACCAGCACUCUCCUCACCCUCGCUACCUCCGUCGUGGCCAUCGCAGCCGCCGACUGCGCCGCCCCAGGCGCCUACGAUGCUCAGGGUCGCUAUUCGUGCAACCCGGCGCACCAGUACCCCAACGGCCAGCAGUGCAAGGACGUUGAUGGCUGCCCACUGCUGACCGACGCCAGCGGCAAGCCGAUCGUCAAGAGCCAGACCGGCAGCGCGACCACCUCUUCUGGACCGGCGCCUACUAGCACCUGCGCCGCCCCUGGCGACUACGACACCCAGGGCCGCUACUCUUGCAACCCGGCGCACCAGUACCCCAAUGGCCAGCAGUGCAAGGACGUUGAUGGCUGCCCGCUGCUGACCGACGCCAGCGGCACGCCGAUCGUCAAGGGCCAGACCGGCAGCGCGACCACCUCUUCUGGACCGGCGCCUACUAGCACCUGCGCCGCCCCUGGCGCCUACGACGCCAAGGGCCGCUACUCGUGCAAUCCGGCGCACCAGUACCCCAACGGCCAGAGCUGCGUCCAGCUCGACGGCUGCUACGUCCUCUGCGAGGGUGGUAACAAGCCCAUCACCACCACGGCCACCGUCAUCCCGCCGGCCACCGGCACCGGCAGCCCGAAGCCCACCGGCAGCACCGGCAGCUGCGCCGCCCCGGGCGAGUACGACGCCCAGGGCCGCUACUCGUGCAACCCGGCGCACCAGUACCCCAACGGCCAGAGCUGCAAGACCAUUGACGGCUGCCCCCUGCUCGUCGGCGCGGACGGCAAGGCCAUUGUCAAGAACGGCGGCAGCUCGACGACUGCCUCUUCCGUACCUGUCGUCACUGGCGCGGCCGGCAAGGUGCAGGGCGGUCUUGUCGCUGCGGUUGUGGCCGCCGCCGCUCUCCUGUAG
This is a messenger RNA of Akanthomyces muscarius, 891 nucleotides long. RefSeq lists its product as uncharacterized. NCBI's taxonomy places the organism in Eukaryota, Fungi, Ascomycota, Sordariomycetes, Hypocreales, Cordycipitaceae. The transcript has a single exon. Bases 1 to 891 code for a protein of 296 amino acids. The record is from RefSeq and is a predicted model, not a curated record.